GUGCCGUGACGUCAGAAGCGGCCCUGGUAGAUGAGCGCGCGUGCUUUCUUUCUAAGGGUUCCGGGACUCUCUCAUCGACUGUUCUUGAACUAAAAUUCAAGAGGUCAGAUACAAAGAUGGGUAACGGAAGGCGGUGUAAAAGGUUUGGGAGCCAUUACAGCCUUAGCUGACGUGCUACGGUACGUGUGUGUGUGUGUGUGUGUGAGAGAGAGAGAGAGACAGAGAGAGAGGCGAAAUUUGCGAGAGAGAGAGACAAGGAAAUUGAACAGACAAGGAUGUCGACUGCUGCAGAGCAGUCGAAGCAUUGCCCUGACUGUGGAGAGUUGUGUGGUUUUGGGGAUGUACUAACAAACCACACAUGCCAAAUGAUCUGUCUGACCCCAAGACGGAAGUCCGAAGGGGCUCUGAUGGCUCUUCCUGCUAGCAUGCAGAGCUCCUCCUCUCUGGCGAACAGUGAGCUCAGCCAGCCCUUACAUCUGGACUUCGUGGAUGCACUAAGCCCAACUCCUUCAUCCACUGCUCCUCUUGCUCAGCUGCUUGUCCACCAGUACUCUCCAUCACUCCUGUCCUCCUCUGCUGCCUCUCCAUCAAUCUCUCCCUUCUCCAGGCCUGAGCAAGCACUAGCACAGAUGAGCACACCAUGGCUGGCCAGGUUAGCCAUGGAGGCUGGGCUCCAGCAGCUGACCCUGGAUGUUCAGGAGCACGUGUCCAUGCGGCUGGGAUCCUUGCAGGAAGAUGUGAAAAAGAGGAGUGUGGAGGUGCACAGGGCUCGGAGGGAAAGUGAGAGAAUGGAAAAGGAAAAGCAGGAAGCAGAGGAGAAGGCGACCCAGCUGGAGCGCCAGGUGGAGGUUUCGGUGGAGAUGCUAGCCAGCCUGAGACAGGAGCUGAUGGAGCGGGAAGAGGAGCUCAGCCUCAAACAACAAGAGGUUUGUGAUUUGAACAAGUUUGUCCAAGAGACCGCUCAGAGGGAAGCGAGCGCUAAGGUUCGCCUGCAGAGCUUCAUCGAGAAUCUGUUGGUGAGAGCAGAGAGAGCAGAGCGACAGCUGCAGGAGCUGCACACACACUCACAUACACACACACACACUGGCAUCGUGUCACCUGAUGAAUCCUUCACAGCUGCCAGAGGAGCAUUACACCGGAGGAGCUACAGUGAAUCAGGGAUUUCAAGGUGCUGCUAUUCACGAUGUGAUCACACAGGAAGUCCAGUUCACAGUUCGGUGAGGUGUGAGGAGCUUUGUGAGGCACAGUGUUACCAGAGGAACCCGUCAGAUAUAGAGGCUGAUUCAGACAGCUGGUCUGUCUAUAGCACCGAGUCACAGGAGGGUCUGCAGCAGCAUUAUGGAACAUACAACAAGAGUGAUCACUCCGCGUUCCACUCCCUUCGUCAUGGCAACGGGCCUGACCGAUCAGUAAUGUGUUCAAGACGAAUGAAGAGAAGGGCAUGGCUUUUCUGCGUCUUUCCUUACCUGGACACACACUCGCUCCUCAUUGCUGCAGAGGUGUGUAAAGAUUGGUGGAGUGUUGCCCGUCACCCUGCACUGUGGACCAGGUUAACGCUAGAAAAUGACCGCAUUUCAUCAAGGUUCAUGGUGACUAUGGCUCAGUGGUGUAGUCAAACACACACACUUAUUCUACACCACCUUAAACCUCGCUCUCGUGCCAAGAAAGAAAGUAAAGAGGACUAUCUGAAGAACACAAGAGGGUGUCUGGAGGAGGGGCUGGAGGCGGUGCUGAGAUCAGCAGGGCGGAGUAUUGUGUCUUUGACCAUCUCUCAUUGCCCCAACAUUUUGACAGACAGGACACUGUGGCUUGUCAGCUGCCACUGCAGAGCUCUGCAAACACUUACUUACAGGAGCUCGUCAGAUCCUGUGGGUCAGGAGGUGAUCUGGGCUUUAGGGGCUGGAUGCCGUGACAUCACCAGCCUGAACAUCGCACCACUACAGCCAUGCCAACAGCCCAGUCGCUUUAGUAACCGCUGCUUGCAGACGAUUGGCCGAUGUUGGCCUCACCUGCGGCAGGUCGGAGUGGGCGGAACCAGCUGUGGUCUUCAGGGAUUAACCUCUUUAGUGAGGAACUGCUCCAGUGUGUGUGUGUUGGAGUUGGACCACAUGAGCGAGAUUAGCCAGCAGGGGGCAGCAGAGCUGUGCAGGGAAGGACUACAGCAGUUACACACACUCAUCUUCAGCUACACACCAGUUACUGCCAAAGCCAUCCUGCACUUUCAUAGUGUGUGUUUGAGGCUGAAGUGUAUCAUAGUGCUCAUGAGCUCUGCUGAUUACUUUGAUGACCCUGAGAGUGAAGAAGCCAAGAGAAUUUUUAAUGAGAUGAUCGGCAGCCUGCAGGCCCUGAAGAAGAGACCUGGCUUGUCAGACAUCCUUCAAGUCAGAGUGGACCAGUGUGACAUUCUGGCUGGCUCUUAAAAAAAAAACCAAACACACACACACAGAUACACACCAAAAUUUGCACUCAUUGAUAAACCCACAAACAUACUGCACUUUAUUCUCCAUGCAAAGAUAUUAACCUACACAUGUACACACACACACACACACACACAAAGAUACACACCUACACUUGCAAUCACAUAUAAACAUACUUACUGCACUUUAUUCUUCACACUCCACACCUAUGCACACAUACAAACACACUCACACACACACACAGCACUUAGUUACACUCCUACACCUAUGCACACGCACACACAGACACAAUACAAAUUUCUUUUCUAUAACUCUGUGGUAACACAUACAAACACACACCAAUACACACAUACACCAACAUCUAUGCACCCACACAUAAACACAAAAUGUAAACACACACAUACAGAAUACACAAACACUGCACUUUAUUUUCCACACUCAGAUACUCAGAUACACACCUACUCUUAUACACCCCACCUACUCUUAUACACUCCACACACACACACACACACAUGCUAAACAUUUUGAAACUUCUUUUUCCCCACAAAGGUAAACACACCUACACAUAUGUGCCCACACAUAAAUAUAAACACACUUAACAAUUUAAGAAUUUAUUCUCCAUGCACAGGUACACGCCUACACCUAUGCACUCAUCUAUAAAUAUUAAACACACACACACACACACACACAUACACACUUACUGCACUUUUUUCUCCACACUCACCUAUACUCCUACACCUAUCACCUAUGCACACAAACACACACACACACACACACUCACAAGCUUCUAAUUUUGUACCAGUGAUUCAGAAAACCUUGCUGGUUUCAUGCAAAAUGUCAACAUCAGGAAGUACGAGUCCAGUAAGAGGAAAUAUGUCUUUAUAUAAUGACAUCACUCAGACUCGGAUUAAAUAACGUACAUUGCU
Molecule: messenger RNA, 3343 nt
Organism: Hemibagrus wyckioides
Lineage: Eukaryota; Metazoa; Chordata; Actinopteri; Siluriformes; Bagridae
Product: F-box only protein 41
Exons: 14
Coding region: 276-2420 (714 amino acids)
Molecular function (GO): protein binding
Source: RefSeq, a predicted model, not a curated record